Molecule: messenger RNA, 6675 nt
Organism: Alligator mississippiensis (American alligator)
Lineage: Eukaryota; Metazoa; Chordata; Crocodylia; Alligatoridae
Gene: ST6GAL2
Product: ST6 beta-galactoside alpha-2,6-sialyltransferase 2
Exons: 6
Coding region: 258-1847 (529 amino acids)
Molecular function (GO): sialyltransferase activity
Source: RefSeq, a predicted model, not a curated record
CACACGCGGCGGCGGCGGCUCCCGCGGCGGCAGCAGCAGCGGCGGCGGCGGGGCAGCCUCAGCAUGUCCGCGCCCCGGGCCCAGCACCAGCGAGCGCCGCCCCCCGCUGGCCCCAGCCCCAGCUCCCGCUCGCAGCACCAGCACCAGCGGCUCCCGGCUCUCUAGGGCGGUGCGGAAGCGCCCUCCCCUCUCGCCUGGAGGUUUCAUUUCACUUCACCAAUAUUUCAAGUCACAGAGGAGUUGGUAAAGGCAUUGCCAUGAAACCUAACUUGAAGCAAUGGAAACAACUAAUGCUGUUUGGGAUAUUUGCAUGGGGCCUCCUUUUCUUGGUGAUCUUCAUCUAUUUUACUGAUGGUAACACUGCAGAACCAGUUCCAAGUUCCUUCUCUUACAUUGAGACAAAGAGACUCUUGCCCAUUCAGGGCAAACAGAGAGUUAUUAUGGGAGCAAUACAUGAUCCAUCAUUCUCUGAAACUAUAGAUGGAAAUGAGGUGCUUCUUAAUGAAGAUCUUUUAGAUUCAUUUAGAUUCAAAUCAGGGCCUGGGAGCGUUAAAAAGUGGGCUGAACUAGAUGAUUUUAAAAAUGAAAAUGAGUUUUUUCCUUCUCAGAUGAGAAGAAAAUCAAAAAGUACUUUCUAUCAAGGGGGUGGUGAUUAUUUAUUUGCUGCUGGUCAGCCUCGUUCACACAGCAACAUCCAGCAGAUCAUGAAAUUCAUCUCCACAAAUGAGGGCACUCAAAAGGAAAAUGUUUUACAGAAUAACUGGAGCCAUCAGAAAAGAAGGAAAAGGAACCCAAGAUACAGGAAAAGCCAGAUGUUUGAUGAGUCUGAUGACUGGGAUGGGUUGUAUUCAACAAUGUCAAAAUCUUUCCUUUACAAGCUUUGGAAAGGGGAUGUCUCCUCCAAGAUGUUAAACCCUCGGUUGCAAAAAGCCAUGAAAGAUUACCUGAACACCAACAAGCAUGGGGUACGAUUCAAAGGGAAGCGAAACUCCAGACUGACGGGAGACCAGCUCUUCUGUGAGGUCAAAGAGAGGGUGAAUGUGAAAACAAUAGAUGGCAAGGAAGCCCCUUUUUCAACUCUUGGAUGGGAAAAGCAUGUUCCUCAAAUUCCUCUGGACAAACUGUAUGCACAUGGUUUUGGAAGCUGUGCUGUAGUUAUGUCUGCUGGUGCAAUACUGAACUCGUCUCUAGGAGAUGAAAUAGAUUCGCAUGAUGCAGUUCUGAGAUUUAAUUCGGCUCCUACACAUGGUUAUGAAAAAGAUGUUGGAAAUAAAACAACCAUGCGCAUCAUUAACUCUCAGAUUCUUACCAAUCCAAAUCAUCACUUCAUUGACAGCUCCUUGUAUAAAGAUGUCAUUUUAGUGGCCUGGGAUCCAGCUCCCUACUCUGCAAAUCUGAAUGUGUGGUACAAGAAGCCAGACUACAACCUCUUCACUCCAUAUGUACAGCAUCGCAGGAAGAAUCCAAACCAGCCAUUUUACAUUCUCCAUCCUAAGUUCAUAUGGCAGCUCUGGGAUAUCAUUCAGGAGAACACUAAAGAGAAGAUACAGCCCAACCCACCAUCUUCAGGUUUCAUUGGGAUCCUCAUCAUGAUGUCCAUGUGUGAUGAAGUGCACGUGUAUGAAUACAUUCCUUCAGUCCGACAGACUGACCUUUGUCACUAUCACGAACUGUACUAUGAUGCUGCUUGUACCUUGGGGGCUUAUCAUCCACUACUGUAUGAAAAGUUGCUGGUGCAGAGAAUGAACAAAGGUUUGCAAGACGAUUUGUACCGGAAAGGGAAAGUAGUUCUGCCAGGAUUCAGGUCUGUAAAGUGCCCUGAACAGAACCAGUUCCCACACUUGUAGAAAAGAAUCUUUCAGAAACAAUGUGCAAUAGGGUACUACUGUCAUUCUACGAACAAGAAGAGAAUACUUGAAAAUGUAUCUUAGACCAAUUUAGUCUUGGGUCUUAUAAACUGUAAUUAAGUAGCAGGCAUGAGAAUUAUUUACUUCCUAAGCCUGAGUAUUUAUUACUGCUUUGCAAAUAGUUAGAGGGGGACAAAAAGCUUAGCGCAUCAAAGAUGCAAUGUCACAGUUAGGCAGAGAGAUAAUGUAUUGUUGUGGGUGUGACCUGUCAGAAAAUGUCAGUGGUUUCUAGAUUGCAACUUCGUAAUGCAUUUAUUUAAUAGUUAAAAGUUAAUAUUGUGAACCAGCUUGUAUGGUUCAUAAAAAGAGCUGUCAGUUGGAGAGGAGAGAUUCCUCCCAGUUCUAAGGGAUAUUCACUUUAUUUCAAGUUAAAUGAUCGUGGCUUUGAACUGGGCAUUCAGUUGAUAGAACUUGAUUUAAUUUACAGAAUCCCAUUUACAUCCUUCUGGCAUUUUAUGGGACUUCAAAGUAGGUGUUAAUGUGUGGUGUGAUGAGACCCUCGCAAAUGAGAAUGGGACCCAAGAGCUUUCCAUUUUAAUCAAAGAGUUCCUGUAACCAGAAUUUAGUGAUUGAUAUUUACUCAAGUUUAAAUGUAUAUUGCUGUACACUUAGCCAGGCUAUUUAAAUGGGUACCGUACUGCUGCACUUAUCUUUCAUGCCAGGCAGUUAUGCUGACUUGGCAAAGGAUGAAGACAAAAGAAUCUCUUUUUUUCCUCCAGAAAGAGACGUAUUCUGCAUCUACUAGGGAUGAAAUUCACCUGUGCAGACUGCUAGCCCGUAGGCAACGACAAGCCUACCUGGUUCAUGGGCCCUUUUGCACAGGAAUGACUUCUGCCUUGGUAUAUGUGUGUAGAACAUAAAGCCCUGUGAAACUAAGGGCUCCUAUACACGUGCAGGGAGGCUGUAAUUCCAGUGCGUCGGAGCAGAUUUGAUUUAAUCAUCUAAUGAGCUUUAGUUCAAAGUAUCCUGCUGCCAUUUUUCAGCCUGGGGACACUGAUACAUGUGACACUCCAGGCGCUUUUAAUUAGCGUGGCUCUAAGAGCUACACUAUUAAAGCAUCCCCCUGCCUCCCAGGGCAUGUGUAUAAACUCCAUAAGAGAGCUUACCUUAUGUGUAUACACACAGACAUUCUGCUAUUAAUAAGGAUGUCAUUCAGAAACGUAGAACCGCCUUUUGGAUGAUGAUAAGAAUUUUGAGUGGGGAGAUUUCAGGAUUUACAAGUGGGGUAUUUUGUUGCAAAUUGAGUCGUGUUCACUUAUUGCUUUUGAAAAAGCAGUAAGAGAUUUUUUGAGAGAUUUUUUUUUCAAUUUAAAGUUAUGAAGACCAUAUCAUACAGAAAAACUGUAAUGCCUGCAAAAAAAAAAACUUAUUGUGGCUUGUACAUUCAGACAAUCUGAUAAUUUUCCUUUUUAAAAUUCAGCACAAAUAUUCUCUAAGGCAUGUCUAAAAAUCCACCUGAAUGUUAAUGCAUUUCAAACACAUUUCCCUUGGCAAGACCUCAGUUUUGGACUGAAUACUGUUCUUUGCUUUUGAUUUCUUAGUGACCUAAAUGCAGCGAAAAAUGAUGAUGUACAAGAUAGUGUACAUUUCCUAAUAUUCAGUCAGCAAAAGGUGACUGGCUGCUAGCAACACUAUUAAAAAAUAAUGGGGGGAAGCAUAUUGCAUAUACUUCGGCUUUGGGCCACUUUAAUAGACAGCUGGUAAUGGUAAAAUUUAUAUUAUUAGUUAUUUCAUUUUCUGUAGUGACAUCAGUAUAAAUUUCUGAAUUCCAUAAUACUUUCCACACAAGCCCGACUCCUCCUUGAAGGCAUGCAGUUUCCCAUCCACUGUAAGUACAGAAAGAAUUUAUUGCAGAAACUCAGCCUUCAUUCUUCUCAGCUGACAGAAGGUGCGUACAGAUCUCUUCAUAGUGUAAUGCAGGCCCUGCAUGGAGCAGAUUAGUGUGUUUGUAAAUAAUUUUGUCAUAUAUUCAAAAAGCAGUUUUCACUAACUUUAUCCAGAUACUUUACAAAUUGAUUUUUUUAAAAUAAUAUCAUAUUUGACAGCACCUUUUAAAAACAAAAGAUAAACAACAACCCAUCUGUGUUUCUGGGAAACCUGAAUAUUAAAACAAAAACAAUUUUUAUUUCUCCCUUAUUUUUGAUUCAGCUUCUGAAAAUGUACAGGCCUUUUUAGUCCAGGCAAAUUGGAAUUACAGCUGUUCGGAUUAUCAGAGAGUUUCUCCUUCGCUUAUACUGGGUCCAGAUUACGUUACCUACUGUACAUUUGUAACAAAUGGAGUCGGUGACCUUUUUGUUAUAUACUAUUAUAAAUGAAGCACUACCAGCUUAAAUGCAACCACACAUGUGGGUAUAAGUAUUCAAAAAAUGUAUUUGUCUAUUUUCAACCUAGAUCAACACACACCUCUCUUCAUUCUGUAGUAGCGAGCACUCCAGUGCAAAUUUUCUUGUCCAAGUAUAUAUACAUGGCAAGAAAUCUUCACUUUUCCCAGAUAACGCAUAGUUUCUUAAGCUGUGACCUAUGCUUUGUCUUUCAUACACCACUCUAUCAUACCUCAUACCUUUAUUCUUCAGUUCUCCUUCCAGAAUUGAACUGUCUGUAUGGAUGGGUGCUACAGUAUCCUUCCAUAACAGGUACUUAAAAAGCUGACACACCAGCCUCUUCCAAAAAAAAAAAAAAAGACCCCAGCAUCAGUUGUUAUGCAUAUAGUCCUAGUCCUCCCAAGGUGGUUCUUCCUGUGAUGUUUCAUUAUUCUGCCCAAGCCAUUUUGAUAAUCAAAAAAGAUUUUUCUCCUUGUAACCCCUAUAUCACACUGAAAUAUUCAAUGCAAGUUCAGAUGAACCCGAUUUACUGACUGAGGGCUUGCUUCCAGCUUGCUGCUGUACAAGAUAUAGGGAGGGAAGCAAAGAGCAAAAUUAAGAGAACUGAAGAAUUACAGACCUCACAUGUCUUCCCUCACUUCAAGAAUGCUCUUCUUUGCUUUCAAUCACACUUGUUUCAUGGAAGACAUGGGACAUCUUUUUUAACCAUGGUGACCUGUGACAUAUGUUGCAUAUAUAGUGACAAAUAAAGCAUUUUCCCAUCCAAGUCAUAUUUCUUAAAUAUUUCAAGGCAAAAUCUUGUAGCCCAUAACUGCUGCUUGGUGUAAGUGGGAGACCUGCUGGCCAAGACCUGCGCAAACGUGUCUCUGGAGCAUAGUCUGUAUAAAGUAAAUACCCAAGUUAGCCUCAUCCCCCUUGUUAAACUUGUUGCAAAGCCAGAUCUUCUAAGUUUUGGUGCUUUUAUUGCUAUAUAGGGAAAUUGCCUUCAAAAAUUAUAAAAGCCUUGUUCCUGUGCACUGAUGGUGUGCGACUGAGGUGAAAGAGUUGUACUUAAAAACAAACAGCAUGGGUAAAUGUGCCGAAUUUCUUAAUUUGUUUUAUGUAUGCUCUGUUUUCCACUGUGAAUUCUGCAGUUUAUUCAACAUGUGGUGCUCUCUAUCAUUUUAUGCAUUCAGCCUUUAGAUAGUUAAAUCAAGGUAUUCUUCUUUUCAUCUCCGAGAAAAUGCGAAAGUUGGCUCAUUUUGCGCCCCAUCUUUUUUGGUGGACAGAUUAUUUUCACUGUCCCAUUCCUUAUACGAUUUCAAGGAUUACCUGUGAGCAGUCAUUCCUUUGGAUUAGACUGCAGUCCUUUGUUUUCUUCCCUAUUGUGCCAGUUUAUACUAUUAUGUUCUGUUAAAGCUGAUGAAGUAACACCUGUAUUACAAAUUUGUAUGUGUUGGUAGAGACAUCAACAUAUAAUUACACUGAACUACACAUUCUUGUCUGGUCUACAUUCUGAGCAAAAAGUUAAACUAAUGAGUGCAACCCCCUGGCAUGGAAACUUCCUUUCAGACUAAUAAUUCCCUUUGGAUUUUCUGCAAGUCCAUUUCUUGCCAAUUGAGCAAGACUGAAAUGGUUUAGUAUUAAAUAAUACUGGGUCUCUGCAUAAAAGAGUUGCACAGAUUUAGCUUAACUGGCUAAAAACAGACUAUUAAAUAGGAGCUCAAGCUGUUCGUAGAUCCGGGCAUACCUAGUUAUUUUUGUUUUAUUCUUCAGUGAUGCUCUCAAACUGAAAUGCUGUGUAGACACCAAUACACACAUCUGAUAAAAAUGUAUGUUAAAUGCAUGAUCUCUGAAAGUAAAUCACUUUCACUUUCUGCUUCUUCUCUUCACGUGGUCUCCAUUCAUGGACAUGCUAUAUUUGCUUUCUGAAGUGGGUAUUUCUGCAGAGUGUUAAAAUGUCGUUAGAAAACAUAUAGAUAUUUCCCAAGUGUUAUCCUCUCUCCAGUGCAAGUGGAUACCUGAUUUAACUGUUUGGACUUUAAAGUAGCCCAUGUCUGGGCAUGCCUCUCAUAGGUUUAUUUAAUUAAAUGGAUCAUGACACCAUGAAUUUCUUCUCUUUGACUUGGUGAUGAAAUUCGCAUUUUUGUUCUUGAAAUAUCAGCUUUGUGAAAGCCUUACAUUUAUCCUUAUCAUCACAUUCUCUAUGAAAUGUAGUCCUUGAACUAUUCAAAUAUAGAAAACUGUGUACUUUUUUAACAGCUUUGAGAAUUAUUUUGUAUGAUGAUUUUUUUAAAUGAAUGUGUACUCUUCAACAAAUUAAAGCUUGAGAUUUUACAGGAGUCACAUUUUUAAACAGUGUUUGUAUACAUUUUAACACUUUUAUAUUUUAUAUUUUGAUUUUGUAUAUUUUUAUGUAUGCACAGUGUACAGAUCUUUUCCUGUAAAUAAAACAUUUGUUUUCGGUU